Neurospora hispaniola is the source of this 1651-nucleotide messenger RNA. Its product is annotated as NADP-dependent oxidoreductase domain-containing protein. NCBI's taxonomy places the organism in Eukaryota, Fungi, Ascomycota, Sordariomycetes, Sordariales, Sordariaceae. Gene Ontology annotation, cellular component: cytosol. The record is from RefSeq and is a predicted model, not a curated record. Bases 362 to 1570 code for a protein of 402 amino acids. Gene Ontology annotation, molecular function: aldose reductase (NADPH) activity. Gene Ontology annotation, biological process: arabinose catabolic process; cellular response to oxidative stress; D-xylose catabolic process. The transcript has 3 exons.
CCUAUCUAGACUCCUAGAGUCUUAGGUCUGUGGACUGUCGAGUGGCGGGAGGACCCCGGCUUAUAGCGGUCCCCGUUUUAACUCCGGGGCGAUUCCCAGCCCCGGUCAUCGGGCCGGGCUACCCGUCCUUCCCGUCUUAGCUAUGAGCCUAUGACGGGACCUGCGCCAGUUGUCCCCAAUCCGCUCCACAGAGCGGCGUCCCCCCACCAUCUGGAGUUUGGCCGCCCAGUUCGCGCUUCGACCUUGGAACCUGCAGGAACUUGCAUAAAGCUAGGUUGCUCUUCUUUGUUACCCCCGGAGGUGCGGGGCUAUGGUACCUUAUGGUGCCCAUCAACGUCAUUACACUACAUAGAAGCGUGGGAUGGAGAGCCCAAAUCCGUCAGAGCCAGCUCGUAAAGUAUGUAAUACAAACAGGCACCAGAAUGAUGGAGAAGACUGCAUUGGAACGGAUAGGAAUCGGCUCUCCACCGUUCGUGGGAGGAGAAAGUGGGGGUUGACUAAGAGAGGGGCUCCAAGCCUUAUAAAUCAUGUUGAACUGCCCUUCCAGUCGUCGUUGAUUCUCAAUCAUCCAAACUUUCUGUUGUCUUUCAUGUUGCCUGUCUCACGCGCAAUCUCCAGAAUACCGAGCAUCACAAAAACCACCAGACAUUUCUUCAGUAAAACAAACACCAUGGCUCCUCUCAGCAAGACUCACAAGCUCAACACGGGCGACGAGAUCCCCGCCGUUGGCCUCGGGACCUGGCAGUCCAAGCCUGGUCAGGUCGAGAAGGCCGUCGAGGCUGCCCUACGUGCCGGCUAUACUCACAUCGACACCGCGUAUGCCUACGGUAACGAGAAGGAGGUUGGCCAAGGCAUCAAGGCCUCCGGCGUCCCACGCGAGAAGAUCUGGCUUACCACCAAGCUGGACAACGACUGGCACAAGCAUGUCGCCGAAGCUAUCGAUACGUCGCUCAAGAACCUGGACACCCCCUACGUUGACCUCUACCUGAUGCACUGGCCCGCCAGUCUUGUCAAGGGAAACACCAAGGAGGUGUACAACGACUGGGACUUUGUGGACACCUGGCGCGAGAUGCAGAAGCUGGUUGACACCGGCAAGGUCAAGAACAUUGGUGUCAGCAACUUUGGAGUCAAGAACCUAGAGAAGCUUUUGAGCGCCGAGAGCACCAAGAUUGUUCCGGCCGUUAACCAGAUUGAACUUCAUCCUGGUAACCCAUCCCCCCACCUCGUCGAGUAUCUGCGCUCGAAGGGCAUUCAUGCUUCGGCCUAUUCGCCCCUCGGUAGCAGCGAUUCGCCGCUUUACAAGCUUAACAGCCUCACCAAGCUCGCCGAGUCCAAGGGCAAAACUGUGCAGCAGGUUCUCCUUAGAUGGGGUGUCCAGAAGGGCUGGAGUGUGCUGCCUAAGAGCGUCACUGAGGAGCGUAUCAAGGCCAACAUUGAUCUCGAGGGCUGGAGCUUGACCGAUGAGGAGAUUGCUCAGAUUGAUGAGGUUCACAAGGAGAACAGCUUCAAGGUCUGCGGCGAUGACUGGUUGCCUGUUAAGAUCUUCUUCGGUGCUGGUGACAGUGACUAAACGUCGUACACCGUGCAGCCAAGAGGAUGCUGGCAAGAUAUUCCCCCCAUAGAUGAAAAAUAAUGAAUAAUGACAUCAGAA